UUUAAAUUUAAUAAUUUUUAAUUUAUUACCAAAAUGUCGUUUCUCGUUGAUUCUUGCAUCAUGUUUUUCUCGCUGAUCAUAUUUUUUGGAUUUGGCUGGGUUUUCUUUCUCAAGCAACUCUUUCGAGAUUAUGAGGUCCAUGAUUGGUUGGUCCUUCUGUUGUAUUCGGCCACAUUCGCCCUCUCGUGCACCAUGUUUGAGCUCAUAAUAUUCGAAAUCAUGGGACAACUUGACCCCAGUUCUAGGUACUUCCAUUGGAAGCUGGAGCUGUACGCUACACUGUUCACUGUGAUAUUCAUUCUCCCUUUCUACAUCUGUUACUUCGCCAUCUGCAACAUCCAGUUUUUACCUGGUGCAAAAUUUUUCAAGAUAACCUAUGCCGCAAUCUGCUGGGCUAUCUAUUUUUACUUCUUCUGGAAGGUCGGGGAUCCCUUUCCUAUCCUGAGCCCCAAACACGGCAUCCUCUCCAUAGAGCAAUGCAUAGGUAGGGUGGGUGUAUUCGGGGUAACCAUCAUGGCCGUCCUGUCUGGCUUCGGUGCCGUCAACUACCCGUACACUUGUAUGUCCUAUUUUGUUAGACAGGUAGAUGAUUCUGACAUUUUGACGCUAGAGAAGAGGCUGCAGCAGACAAUGGAUAUGAUCAUCAUGAAGAAGAAGAGGAUGGUACUGUCGAAGCGUGAUAGUCAUUCAGUUGGGUCGAAGGAGGCUGAGGGCAGGUGGACUUUCUCAGGGGUCUUCAAGAGGAUCAGAAGGGACUCGAAUGAUCAUUACAUGAGGGAAGAGGCAGAGGCCCUUGAAGAGUUUUCAAGGCAGUUGUUCCUCGAAUCAGUUGAUCUGCACAAUGAACAAGAACGCAAGGAAUGUCUAAAGACGUUGAAAGGAAAGUAUUUCAACCUAAUGGGACAUUUCUUCUCUAUAUAUUGUGUCUGGAAGAUUUUUAUGGCAACGUUCAACAUAGUGUUGGAUAGAGUUGGCAAGGUUGAUCCUGUAACGAGAGGAAUCGAGAUUGCUGUCAACUACCUCGGAAUACAAUUCGACGUGCGUUUCUGGUCUCAGCACAUUUCCUUCUGGCUGGUCGGUAUCAUCAUCAUCACUUCCAUCAGGGGUUUACUCAUUACUCUCACCAAGUUUUUUUACGCCAUAGCUAGCACUAAAUCAUCAAACAUCAUUGUUCUAUGCCUAGCUCAGAUCAUGGGAAUGUACUUUUUAUCGUGCGUGCUGCUGAUGAGGAUGAAUCUUCCAGCUGAAUACAGAACAAUAAUAACGGAGGUACUGGGCGAUCUGCAGUUCAAUUUCUACCAUCGGUGGUUUGACGUCAUCUUCCUUAUAAGCGCCCUUGGUAGCAUCCUCUUCCUCUACAUGGUCCACAAACAAUCGCCUGUCGAAGAUGUCGCUAAACGAUGAUGAUGGUGGCGAGGGUGAUGACGUCGAUGAUGAUGAUGCGGUUGUACUGAUGAUGAUGAUCGUCGUUACAAUUUGAUUGCUAAAUGUUAGGCGUCAUGAUGCUGGUGAUUGUAAUGAUUGAUGACGAUGAAUGUGAUGAUGAUAAUGGUGAUUAUUUAAAUAUUGAUGAUGAUGAUAAUUAUAUACGAUGAUCAUAAAACAAUUGGUGGUGGUUUUUGUGUCUGUUUGGCAAUUUUUUUUUAAUAUUUUUUCACGUUCCUGUUAAACAAUUUAUUUGUGAUUUUAAAUAAAUAUAUUGGUAUGUAUAAUAGAAUUUUUGAUGGUUUUAAUAAU
Helobdella robusta is the source of this 1737-nucleotide messenger RNA. RefSeq lists its product as hypothetical. The coding region runs from base 34 to 1404 and encodes 456 amino acids. The record is from RefSeq and is a predicted model, not a curated record. Gene Ontology annotation, biological process: intracellular pH reduction. Gene Ontology annotation, molecular function: voltage-gated monoatomic anion channel activity. Lineage: Eukaryota; Metazoa; Annelida; Clitellata; Rhynchobdellida; Glossiphoniidae. The transcript has 15 exons. Gene Ontology annotation, cellular component: Golgi cisterna membrane.